This is a messenger RNA of Myotis davidii, 1572 nucleotides long. It is a transcript of the gene IRF8, whose product is annotated as interferon regulatory factor 8. The record is from RefSeq and is a predicted model, not a curated record. Bases 23 to 1306 code for a protein of 427 amino acids. Gene Ontology annotation, cellular component: nucleus. Gene Ontology annotation, molecular function: DNA-binding transcription factor activity, RNA polymerase II-specific; RNA polymerase II cis-regulatory region sequence-specific DNA binding; protein binding. Lineage: Eukaryota; Metazoa; Chordata; Mammalia; Chiroptera; Vespertilionidae. The transcript has 8 exons. Gene Ontology annotation, biological process: regulation of transcription by RNA polymerase II; immune system process.
CUAUGUUGUUAUCUUUCUAAGGAUGUGUGACCGGAACGGAGGCCGGAGGCUUCGGCAGUGGCUGAUUGAGCAAAUUGACAGCAACCUGUACCCAGGGCUGAUUUGGGAAAACGACGAGAAGAGCAUGUUCCGGAUCCCUUGGAAACACGCUGGCAAACAAGAUUAUAAUCAGGAAGUGGACGCCUCCAUUUUCAAGGCCUGGGCGGUUUUUAAAGGGAAAUUUAAGGAAGGUGACAAAGCUGAACCAGCCACAUGGAAGACAAGGCUACGCUGUGCUUUAAACAAGAGUCCAGAUUUUGAGGAAGUGACAGACCGGUCCCAGCUGGACAUUUCCGAGCCAUACAAAGUUUACCGCAUCGUCCCAGAGGAAGAGCAAAAAUGCAAAUUAGGCGUGUCGACUCCUGGCUGUGUGAAUGAAGUCACUGAGAUGGAAUGUGGUCACUCUGAAAUUGAUGAGCUGAUCAAGGAGCGCCCUGUGGAUGAGUACAUGGGGAUGGUCAAAAGGAGCCCUUCCCCGCCUGAGGCCUGCAGGAAUCAGCUCCUCCCAGACUGGUGGAUGCAGCAGCCCAGCGCAGCAGGCUUGCCGCUGGUGCCGGGUUACGCCGCCUAUGAUGCACAGCAUUCAGUCUUCUCCCAGAUGGUCAUCAGCUUCUACUACGGGGGCAAGCUGGUGGGCCAGACCACCACCACCUGCCCCGAGGGCUGCUGCCUGUCCCUGAGCCAGCCGGGCCUGCCCAACACCAAGCUGUAUGGGCCGGAGGGCCUGGAGCUGGUGCGCUUCCCGCCUGCGGACACCAUCCCCAGCGAGCGGCAGAGGCAGGUGACGCGGAAGCUGUUCGGGCACCUGGAGCGAGGCGUGGUGCUGCACAGUAACCGGCAGGGCGUGCUGGUCAAGCGGCUGUGCCAGGGCCGCGUGUUCUACAGCGGCAACGCCGUGCUGUGCAAGGACAGGCCCAACAAGCUGGAGCGCGACGAGGUGGUCAAGGUCUUCGACACCAGUCAGUUCUUCCGAGAGCUGCAGCACUUCUACAACAACCAGAGCCGGCUUCCCGACAGCAGGGUGGUGCUGUGCUUCGGAGAGGAGUUUCCAGACAUGACCCCCUUGCGCUCCAAACUCAUCCUCGUGCAGAUUGAGCAACUCUAUGUCCGGCAGCUGGUGGAAGAAGCGAUGAAGAGCUGUGGUGCUGGGUCCAUGAUGCAGGCUCCUGAGGAGCCCCAGCCAGACCAGGUCUUCCGGAUGUUUCCAGAUAUUUGUGCCUCCCACCAGAGACCCUUUUUUAGAGAAAACCAACAGAUCACAGUUUAAGUCUCUCUCUUGGGCACCCCACCCCGCCCACAUCUCAUCGUUCAUUAUUACAAUUACUGUUGUAAUUAUUUAAGGAUAUAGAUCCCUCUGACCUGGGGUGGGAUGCCUCACGCUGCUCUUAAUUUAGUAAGGGCGUUCUCUGAGGGCUCCACGUUCAAAGCGAAGUUGUGUCCAAAUUCUAUCGUUCAGGUGUAAACAUUGAAGCCCACACCAAGUGGUCUGCAUGGUGUAACUAGAACCUCUGAUUAAAACGUUUGUUUCCUGUA